AUGUCGGAGAAAACUAAGGGAAGGAAAGAGGAAGUGGUGACCAGAGAGUACACCAUCAACCUCCACAGACGCCUUCACAGCUGCACCUUUAAGAAGAAGGCACCAAAUGCGAUCAAGGAGAUCAGGAAGUUUGCAGAGAAAGCAAUGGGUACCAAGGACGUUAGGGUGGACGUGAAAUUGAACAAGCAAAUUUGGAGCAGAGGAAUCAGAGGUCCACCAAGGAGGAUCAGGGUUCGUGUUGCACGUAAGAGAAACGACGAUGAAGACGCAAAGGAAGAGUUUUUCUCACUUGUUACAGUUGCUGAAAUCCCAGCAGAAGGACUCAGCGGACUUGGCACUAAGGUCAUUGAAGAGGAGGAUUGA
Molecule: messenger RNA, 363 nt
Organism: Arabis nemorensis
Lineage: Eukaryota; Viridiplantae; Streptophyta; Magnoliopsida; Brassicales; Brassicaceae
Source: the annotation of a GenBank genome assembly